CGGCGGGGGUCGUGGAUGUGGACCGCGGCUUGGAGGCCUUUCAGUACAGCUCGGGACCGGGGCGCUGGGCCGCCUCGAAGAAACCGAGGGGAGCCAUGAGGAGGUUGGGGCGUGGGGGAGACGAUUUGAAGGGUGCAUGUGACUAACUCAUCUCAGGAUCCCUCACCAGCCCUGGCCUUUCAGGAACCUAGUAGAAUUGGUCUGUCACUGGUUCUGGACACCUCAAGGGGCCAUGAGACUAGCAGGUCCGCUUCGUGUCGUCGUGAUUGUCUUGACCGCAGGGCUGACCUGGAUUCUUGUCAGCAUCAUGUUGGGUACCCAGAGCGGCUUCUCUCGCCUGCAGCAGCUCCUCAGCAGUCCCGAGAACCCUCCUACUCCAGAACCGAGGCCCAAGAAGUACAAGUGUGGCCUUCCGCGGGCCUGUCCGGAUCACUCGUUGGCCUUCCGGAUCACGAGUGGCGCCGCGAACGUCAUUGGGCCCAAGAUCUGCCUGGAGGAUAAAAUGCUGAUGAGCAGUGUGAAGAAUAAUGUAGGCCGGGGCCUAAACAUUGCACUGGUGAAUGGGGUGAACGGAGAGCUGAUCGAUGCCAAGUUCUUUGACAUGUGGGCAGGAGACGUGAAUGAACUGUUAAAAUUCAUCCGGCCGUUGCAUGAGGGGACGCUGGUGUUCGUGGCCUCUUAUGACGAUCCUGCUACAAAAAUGAAUGAGGAGACCCGCAAAAUCUUCACGGAACUGGGCAGCCGAAUUGCUCGGGAACUCGCCUUUCGAGAUAGUUGGGUCUUUGUGGGAGCCAAAGGUGUACAGGACAAGAGCCCCUUUGAGCAGCACGUCAAGAACAGCAAGAGCUCCAACAAGUAUGAGGGCUGGCCUGAAGCGCUUGAGAUGGAGGGCUGCAUCCCGCAGCGAACUGCUGAGGUCCAUUGAGGACCUGUUUCCAUGGAGCCUCUGACGUCUCUGCCUGUGCGGCAGAGAAUCCAUCCGUCUGUCGCUGUCUUCCCUUAUGGUGGCAGCUGUCUGUUCUCUCCCUCUGUGGCAGCCUCUUCUGGCUCUGCCUUAACUGGGCAAAAUCACGUUUUCCUUUCCAAAGAGCCUGCCUUGCCCACAGCCUGGGAAGUGGGGUAUUGUGAAAACAACACCUCUGGAUCAGCCCCCAACCCUCCCCUAGUGCCUUAUUUCUCUCCUGGGUGGAGGAGUUAAUGCAAUUUGUCCCUUUUCCUGUUGCUGUGAAUUUAGGGUGCAAAUGGGUCCUCUCUUCUGACAGUACUGGCUCAUGAACUCUGAUUUGAAGAAGCAUAGAUAUUUAUGUGCUAAAGUAUGGGCGAGUAACCUAUUUCCCCUCUGGGGGCUGCAUUUCCUCUGUAGGAAAGAGGUCAGGAGCCGGUGGUGGGUGGGGCCAAAGCCCAAAGAAGGCAGGGGCUUCUCUCCUUGCCACACCCUCACUGUCUUCUUCCACACAGCCACAAACCCAUUCACAUCCAUCUUUCCAUGCACUCCUUUCACAUACAUAAUCCCUCACACUGCCCAACUGUUUUGAAUCAACCAGAGGGGCAGAUUUUGAGGAGUGGGGAUGGUAGCCGGUAGGCCACAUGGGGAGGCUCUGUGGGCCACAUCCUGCCCAAGGGCUAGAGGUUAUCCUCCCCUGUGUUUAAGGGACCACUCUUUUCCCCUAUCAUGGUUCAUAGGUCUUCCGUUAACACCUCUGUCAUCACGAAACACUUCCCAAACUUCUAUUGUUUUGGCAGACUCCUGAAAGAUACCCAGUUGCUGUUUCCUGAAAGGUAAUGUUGGUGCUUCAGUUGUGAUGGGAAGGGGCAAAGGGUCCCAGCACCUUGUUCUUCCUUACAGGCACAGUCCUUACAGAUUCGUUGCAGCAGAGGGAAUUAAAGCGGAAUAUUUCUAUUUUCAAAACCCUUGUUGCUCAACUGCAUCUCCAAUAAACAAUCUGCACAACUGUU
Messenger RNA from Elgaria multicarinata webbii, 1956 nucleotides. RefSeq names its product FAM3 metabolism regulating signaling molecule A (gene FAM3A). The record is from RefSeq and is a predicted model, not a curated record. The transcript is spliced from 10 exons. Bases 233 to 925 code for a protein of 230 amino acids. NCBI's taxonomy places the organism in Eukaryota, Metazoa, Chordata, Lepidosauria, Squamata, Anguidae.